Molecule: messenger RNA, 928 nt
Organism: Scleropages formosus (Asian bonytongue)
Lineage: Eukaryota; Metazoa; Chordata; Actinopteri; Osteoglossiformes; Osteoglossidae
Product: phospholipid hydroperoxide glutathione peroxidase-like
Exons: 7
Biological process (GO): response to oxidative stress
Cellular component (GO): mitochondrion; nucleus
Molecular function (GO): phospholipid-hydroperoxide glutathione peroxidase activity; glutathione peroxidase activity
Source: RefSeq, a predicted model, not a curated record
ACUGGCAUUUGGGCUGUGAGGGACUGUGUCUCUGUAUGCAUUUCGUUACUAGAGCUGUGCUUGUGGGGUCUCUCGCCUGCCGGGGGUUUAUUCGAGCGAUGGCCACGCAGGCCGACAAUUGGCACCAAGCCAAAACCAUUUACGAGUUCUCUGCCAAAGACAUCGACGGGAACCUGGUCUCUCUAGAGAAAUACAGGGGUUUUGUCUGCAUUAUCACCAACGUGGCCUCUAAAUGAGGCAAGACCCCCGUAAACUAUACUCAGUUUGCGAAGAUGCACGAGACGUACGCUGAGAAGGGUUUACGCAUCCUGGGCUUCCCCUGCAACCAGUUUGGCCAACAGGAACCAGGCACCGAGGAGGAGAUCAAGGAGUUUGCGAAAGGGUACAAUGCGAACUUCGACCUCUUCAGUAAAAUCGAUGUCAACGGGGACAAUGCCCACCCGCUGUGGCAGUGGAUGAAGGAGCAGCCACGUGGAAAAGGAACUCUGGGAAACAAAAUCAAGUGGAAUUUCACCAAGUACUGGGUUCGAGGGCUUUCUGUUUCUAUGUUCUGGCAGUUUCUCAUUGACCGCGAGGGCCAUGUGGUGAAGAGGUACUCCCCACUGGAUGAUCCCAGCGUGGUGGAGAAGGACCUCCCCCAGUACCUGUAGUUCACCUGACCCCCACACACACACACGCACCCGGCCUCUCCCGGGGCUCGCUGGGAGCAGGUGAGUCAACCCCAGAUCUGUGAUGGCCUGUCUUCAAACCCGCGUGGCGGACUGGACUGGCCUGAUGACUUCUUCGUGCACCCCCCUGGGGUGACCCACCACCUCCUUCUACAGCCCCCACACGAGGACCACCUUCACAUUAGGAGCACCGUGGAUGUUUAUCGAGUGAGACGUGUCCAGUUUGUAAAAUGGGCCAAUAAACUCACAUGGUCUCUUCA